Molecule: messenger RNA, 465 nt
Organism: Didymella exigua CBS 183.55
Lineage: Eukaryota; Fungi; Ascomycota; Dothideomycetes; Pleosporales; Didymellaceae
Exons: 1
Coding region: 104-364 (86 amino acids)
Source: RefSeq, a predicted model, not a curated record
GCGCGUUCACGGCAGAACAAACAGCGGUCAAGGGUCGCGCGACGUCUUCUCGAAGGCGUCCAUGAAUGCGCCGACUAUCGUUCGGUAAACGGGCGCCCGGGGUAUGUUGGAUUCGGCGCUGUCGCUGUUUAUGCUGCGUGUUUCACGUGCCGUCGUGGUGGUGUGCACAAAUUGUGGGGAGAUGAAGGUGCAGUCACUGCGCGGUGCACGCGCCUGCGAAAUGUUCAAUGACGCGCCCAGUGGUUCAGGAAGACUACGCCAAGUCACGGAGAUCGUUUUUGCUCUGGCGCAGAACGGCCCUCAGAGGCUCAGACACUUGAAACAUAGCGCCAGUCUGGGAUUGACAACGGUCGAUGCCGCCUAGUCUCUUUUAGUCUGCCUGUAGAGCUGUCCAGCAUGACGAACACUGGAGCAGACGGGACCGUGGCAUGAACUCGCACCUGCUUCUAGAAGACAAUGUUUCAA